CUCUUGGACUUCCCAACUUCGACAUCAAACAAUCCUAGAUCGCAGUUGGAAUGCGGAAAUGAGGAAUCCACGAUGUCGAAACAUAUCUCUUGCAUACCGACGGGUGUGCAUUUGGGAUCGAGAAGGUUUCCCGAUCGCAACGACAGACCCAAGAUAAAACCAUGGCGCUGCGACCUUACCGCAUUAUCACAACUUUACAAUCUUUACUUUCUUGCCUGCAAUGACACAAUUCAUGUUUACCAGCCGAGCUUUCCAAGUCAGAAGCUAUCCAAAGAACCAGAGCUUGUUUUACACCCGCCGAUAUCAAAUUUCGCAACCGGAUCUGGGGUCGAUCCGCAAGAUCCGCAUUCUAUUACUCGUAUCCUUGUUGACUAUCUUGGUCGCGAGGAGGUUCUUCUUGCAACCUGUGACGACGGCGAUGUCGUUGGAUACCGUAUUAAAGUCAUACAUGAAACCCUCCUGAGUCUUCGAUCGACUACAGAAUCUGUCUACGAGAAUAGAGUGGGGCCAUUCUUGCACCAUAAUGUUGGUGCUAGCGCUUGGGGCUUAGCUAUCCAUCGGGAAGCUCGUAUCAUUGCAUACAGCGCGAACACGCAUAAUAUUACUGUUUUCGCGUAUGCACUUGCGCAUCCUGGAUCCGACUCUGUCGAUUCAGACUCUUGCGAGACCGAGCCGGCAUCGGACUUUCCCUCGCCGAGACAAAAAGAUCAUGUGAUUACUCUUACGACGGAGAGCAAUGUUCCUUCGGUAUCGUUCAUCAACAACGGAGACGACCCGUCCGGGCGCUGGCUCAUCAGCAGCUCGAUUGAUGGCAAAACUUUGAUAUGGGACCUACAUCACCCCGAAACGCCCGCUGGAACCCAAAUGCCCGCUCGAACUAUUCAGUUGGGCUGGUGCGCAAGUGCCAUGGUCCCAACAACGGCACCUCAUUUGGACCCAGGGGAGUGUCUAUGUAUGGACCAUUCAAACUAUCCCCACGGUGCCUGGGGUGCUAUGAUGCUAGAUACACGAUCAGCGUAUGAGAUGUCAGCAGCGGACGAAUCGACCUUGAAGCCCCACAAGACUGCGCCUUGCUUUGCAGAUUUUACCAUGUACAAGCAUAGAUUUACAGUAAAGGCCGAUGAAAACUACCCUACCCCUGCGGGUUUCUAUAGCUACGAGUCGCUCACCGAUGACGAUGACGGGAACGGAUCUAGCGAUAUGAUGGUCGAGGACUCUGAGAUGGAAGAGGCUGAAGGCAGUUCUUCGAACCCAGAGGGCGGGCAGAAUGAGAUGCCCAAUUCGAACGAGAGCUCGGAUACGGACUCGGUGGAGAGUUUCGACGAAGAGGCUACGCAAGGGUCUGGUGUGUCUCAGGGCAGUGAUAUGCAUGUCGAAGAAGAUACUACACAAGGACUUGGUGUCCUUCACGGCAUCUCUCCAUCGAUUCCUGAUACUCAGCUUGCUCCGACCCAAAUCGCUACAGGGUCGCCGCCUCAGUCCAACCCCCAGCCUACUCUUCCUCCACAUCUCUCUGGAGCGCCACCGUGGUUCUUCCAGGUUCUCAACGAUAAUCUCUCUGCCGUGCCAUGGGAUCUCGAUGAUGAUAGCGACGACGUCAAUGAACCGUGGCCCAUGGAAACGGGCGAUCAAGGGCAAAUGACAUAUACGAGUGUAGUUCGUCUGUCUACUAAGCAAGCGUACUGCGACAUCACGGCUCUGUCCACCCCACAAUUGCCAGCCCAAGUCCCUUCCACCCCAUGCGUAAUUGUCACAAAAGACGAAGUAUUCCUCGUCCAGCGACCUUUCCACCCCUUCGACGCCCGUGACUCCCGUGACCCCGUCUUAAGCAUGCGCCGUCCAUUGCAUCCAGGACGCGCGCUUCUGUCUCCCAACUCGCAUGAUCGAAUGUGUUACUUCUCCCAAAUACCCGAGCUCGGCGUUUUCAUUGUCGCGUCACCGCUUGGGCGCGCGGCUAUCUUCAGCAUAUACUGGACAACGAAGACGGGGAAUCCGUUGCCGCAAUAUGCAUUCAAACUCGAGUACAUACUGCCGUUUCGCAGUCGGAACGAGAAGGUGGUUUCGGAGGUGGGUGUAAGGGGCGAGAGGUUGGUUGGGGUGGCGGUUGGGCCGGUUCAAGGUAUGCUUGAUAAGCCACAGGACGGCGAGGGAGCGGUGGACGGAGAGUCUUUGGCACAAUCGAGAAGAUGGCGCCUUUUGAUGUAUCAUACCGAUCAUACGGUGUUGAGCUUUGAGAUUUCGAGGCAGAGGGCGAGCGAGUCGCCUGCUUUGAGUGAGCUGGUUGUCUAAGGUCUUUUGGGUUACGGGCUUUUGACUGGCGUGGAGGUUGCUUGGGUCAGUCAGCCAUCGUCUUGACUAAAU
Cucurbitaria berberidis CBS 394.84 is the source of this 2361-nucleotide messenger RNA. RefSeq lists its product as uncharacterized. NCBI's taxonomy places the organism in Eukaryota, Fungi, Ascomycota, Dothideomycetes, Pleosporales, Cucurbitariaceae. Bases 73 to 2289 code for a protein of 738 amino acids. Gene Ontology annotation, molecular function: protein binding. The transcript is spliced from 4 exons. The record is from RefSeq and is a predicted model, not a curated record.